Salarias fasciatus (jewelled blenny) is the source of this 1941-nucleotide messenger RNA. RefSeq names its product myelin-associated glycoprotein-like. Bases 54 to 1286 code for a protein of 410 amino acids. The record is from RefSeq and is a predicted model, not a curated record. The transcript is spliced from 9 exons. Lineage: Eukaryota; Metazoa; Chordata; Actinopteri; Blenniiformes; Blenniidae.
CUACUUCUCUUUCUCUUCACUGUACUCUUUUGGUGACGAGUUUGAAGACAGUCAUGUCUGUGAAUAUCAUGAUGAGGAACAUUUUACUGAGUUUCCUCUUUGUUUCAAGGACUUUGGCUUGUUCUGAUGACGCAGACCUGUUCAUCACUGCACCGAAAAAGUUGGAAGCCCUGAGUGGAUCUUGUCUCCUAAUCCCUUGUAAUUUCAGGAAUAAAAGAGAAAAUUGGUUUAACAGCAGCAGGAACACUUUUGGAGUGUGGAUUAAAAAUCACAUCAAUUUUCAAGUUUAUCCAGAGAAUGUGAUUUUCAACAGUAGUCAGCAGGAUAGCGGAUACCCGAUGGAGAUCACUGGAGACCUGUCUGAAAAGAACUGCACCACACUGUUUCAUAAUCUAACCACUAGUUACUCACACUAUUAUUUCUUCAGAAUAGAGAACAGGCCAUACAGGGCAACAGCAAUUUGUGAACAUCUUCAAAUCAACAUUAAAGAUUCUCCUCCGAGGCCCAUAAUGAGCGUCUCUGGUGAGCUGAAGGAGAAGGAGUCUGUCACUAUAACCUGCUCAGCUCCCACUCCCUGUCCACACCUCCCUCCUCGACUCACCUGGAGCCUCCAACAAGACGCUCACAGCCAAACAGAGGAAAACACAGAUGGAACUUUAACCACUAAGAUCCAGCAGACCAUCACUCUGUCAGACCAACAUGAUGGAUUCAAGCUCAGCUGCUCUGCUGUGUAUCCUGUUGAUGGAGGACAACAUGUGAAAACAGCUGUGGCAGAGCUCACUCUCAGUGUUUCUUAUGCUCCUAAAGACAUGUCAGCCUCCAUCAGUCCAUCAGGUUUGGUGUCUGCAGGGAGCUGGGUGAACCUGAGCUGCUCCAGCAGAGCCAGACCUGCUGUCAGCUACACCUGGUUCAAGAUCAGUGAUCAUGGAGCAGUCAGAGUGUCUGAAGGAGACUUUUACAGCUUUAAUGUGACGGAAGGAGGAGCUUAUUACUGUGUGGCUGCAAAUGAUCUGGGACAUCAGAUUUCAGAACCGACUCUUCUGACUACUGAAGACGAUCAGAGGCUUGGACUCGGAGUCCUCGUUACUCUGAAGAUCGUGGGAAUCGUAGCUCUCUGCAGUUCACUCGCCAUCUUUGAGUGCUGGUUCAGAAUGAGAUUUCGCCACAAACCAGUGAAGUUUGUACAUGAACCUGCAUCUUAUUCAGGAGGAAAAUACUUUGGAUCCGUUUUGGACUCACAAGAAGCAGACUAUGUCAACACAGUGGAGGAGAGUCGAGCCUCUUGAGCCACAAGGAGAAGAUGUUAAAUCCUGUCACGCCCUGUACCACUGUGACCAGAUGGAGGCGCUCGGGGGCCUGUUUUGUCUUUGUUUGCCCCGCCUCACCUGGACCUGUCUGCCCCUCAUUUUCUCCUGCCUGGUCACCUGCCUACUCCUCUUGUUCUCUUGUCUGGUCUCCUGUCUCGUGAUCUCCCUAAUGUGCCACACCUGUGUCUUCCCCUACUUCAGCCCUGCUCUUCUCUCUUGUCCUUGUCGGUUUGUUGUGGGUCUGUCUGCAUGUCCUGCUUGUGUGUCCUGGUCUGCCUCUGCUCUGCUCAUUACUGUUCCCGUUUCUUGCAAAUAAAUGAGUUUUUGAACUUCACCUGGCUGCCUGCUGGUGGGUUCUUCCAUCCCGCACCCGUGACAAAUCCAUCGUCAGUGACGUGGUUUAUUCUUUCUAAUAAUGUCUAAUGAUGUAUUUGUGAUUCAUGUCGUGAAAUCUGUUUGGUGGAUCAAUGUUAUUUUUCAGUGUUGUAAAGGUGAAGUGGUUCUCAUCAGUAGAGGAUAAACAGACACGUGAUUCACAGCUUGAUGUUUUCUUUGUGCAUUUAAAUUACUUUAAUCUGCAUUUCUUAUUUGAAGUAUUUUAUUUCAUGUUGUUUAUUUCAUGAGCAACACGUAU